Messenger RNA from Eutrema salsugineum, 362 nucleotides. Its product is annotated as zinc finger CCCH domain-containing protein 42. Lineage: Eukaryota; Viridiplantae; Streptophyta; Magnoliopsida; Brassicales; Brassicaceae. The record is from RefSeq and is a predicted model, not a curated record. Gene Ontology annotation, molecular function: RNA binding. Gene Ontology annotation, biological process: mRNA splicing, via spliceosome. Gene Ontology annotation, cellular component: catalytic step 2 spliceosome; U2 snRNP; precatalytic spliceosome.
UCAAUGGGAUUUGCGUUUGUUGCGUAUGAAGAUCAGAGAAGCACCACUCUUGCUGUUGAUAAUCUGAAUAAUGCUAAGGUUUUGGGGUGGAUCAUAAAAGUGGACCAUUGUGGUGGAUACAAGAAGAUAGAAGAGGAAGAUGAAGAGACGAAGCAGAAGAAGAGAGAGGCGUGGUGUAUGCAGAGCUUUUCAGAGAAAGGAGUGUACUCGUGGAGAUUCUUGCAAAUUCUCCCACGAUGAAAGAAGAACUGCGAAUACCGGUUGGGGUCAUGAAGGUGGUAGAAGAAGUUUCAGGUGAGAUCAAGUGAAGAUCACAAUGACAUAGAGGAUAAGUAGUGAUAUAGUUCAUAUUGAUAUCAAGU